Molecule: messenger RNA, 1541 nt
Organism: Durio zibethinus
Lineage: Eukaryota; Viridiplantae; Streptophyta; Magnoliopsida; Malvales; Malvaceae
Product: two pore potassium channel c-like
Biological process (GO): potassium ion transmembrane transport; stabilization of membrane potential
Cellular component (GO): plant-type vacuole membrane; plasma membrane
Molecular function (GO): outward rectifier potassium channel activity; potassium ion leak channel activity
Source: RefSeq, a predicted model, not a curated record
UAUGACUGUUAGAUGAACCACUAAGAACACCAAACUCCUAUUGAUUAAUGGUUUGACUAGUAGUUUUCACUUUCAGGAUUUCCGGAACUUGUGUCCGGGACAAGCAAUUAGUCACCAAUACAGUCAAAAUCGGCGCCUUAUUUUUUGAUGUCAUGCAUAGUCAAUCAAGAUGGAUCAACCUUUUCUCCCUAACACAGGGCCAGAAGAAGAGUGUAGCCGACGGUCAUCCAUACGGAUCCCCUCCGGGUACCUUGAUCUUGGCACGGCGGGACGCCAAUCCACCGCUCAUCUCAUCACCAAUGAUGCCAUUAUCCCCAUCAUCACAACACCGAAUUCUUCCUCCUAUGUUAACCUUAUAGCCAACCUGAACAAGAAAAGAAAAAUCACUCGUCGUUCACAUUCUGCUCCAACAGUUUUCACUGAUGUCAGGGAAGCUUUUCAAGAUCCUGGAGACAGAAAACCAUCAAAAUCAACUCCUUUCAUCGUCCGCCAAGCCUUCAUUUGGCUGGUUUUAUACAUAUUGACUGGUAUUUUGAUAUACCUGAGCAGUGGAAGUUUCAAGGGGACUGAAACUCUCAAGCCAGUAGAUGCCUUGUACUUCAUUGUGGUUACACUCUGCACGAUUGGCUAUGGAGAUAUUGUCCCGGACACCACAUUUACCAAGCUUUUCACCUGUUUCUUUAUAUUGAUUGGUUUCGGAUUCAUCGGUAUUUUGCUUAAUGGAUUGGUUACUUACAUUUGCGAUAGACAAGAGUCGGUUCUUUUGAGCACAGUCGAUGAGAAUCGAUUCAACACAAUGGUUCAGACAUAUAUGAUAGAUAAAGCAAAAGGAAGGAUGAGAAUAAGAAUGAAAGUAUGCUUGGCUCUGGUAGUUGUCGUCGGCUGUGUUGCUAUUGGGACAGUAGCAGUGCAUUUUCUGGAAAACUUGGACUGGGUUAACAGUUUUUAUCUCUCUGUUACAUCUGUAACAACUGUAGGUUAUGGCGAUUUCGCUUUCACGACUGUAACAGGGAGGUGUUUUGCAAUUGUCUGGCUACUAGUAAGCACAUUAGCUGUUGCCAGGGCCUUCCUAUACUUGACAGAGCUUAGGAUUGACAAGAGAAGCCGCAAAAUUGCAAGAUGGGUUCUUCAGAAAAAGAUGACACUGGGGGAUUUGGUUGCUGCAGACCUCGACAAUGAUGGAUCUAUCAGUAAAUCUGAAUUUGUAAUCUACAAGCUCAAGGAGAUGGGAAAGAUAGCAGAGAAAGACAUCCUCCAAAUCUGCAACCAAUUUGAUGCACUAGACAAUAGCAAUUGUGGCAAAAUUACAGUGUCUGAUCUCAUGGAUAGUGACAGACUACAAUGACAUUUCCAAACUUUAUAAAGGGAAUAAGGCAGGAACCAUUUCUUGUUGGAUCUUGCCAUGGAGAUUGCCUAAUUGCAAAUCUCUUCAUACCGUACAGAAGCAGAACCACAAGAAUACAUGAUCGUUUUCUCAACAUGUAUAAAAAAAGCAAGCAGUUAGUGCUACAUCCUUCAGAUUCAUGGAAUAUUAGACUGUU